CGACUUGAUCGGCGAUCAUCAGCUCGCAUACAUUCGUGUCGUCAGAGGAACACAGCCACAGGAGCCUUAAAUCUCGACGGCCGACCGGGUCACACGCAUAGUUUCUGGACCGAACGGGUUGCGUUUGCGUGUAUACGUUUCUUUUGUGGAUUUUUAAUUUUUAUUUUUAAAAGGAUGUCUCGCUCGAGUAUUUUACCUGACGAGGCGGUGUUUGCUGACUUCAAACAGCAGUGUUUAUCGACGGACAAUUGGUUGAGAAAGUAUGAUAAAGAUGACAUGCAAGUGUGGGUCGAACAACCUCCUGCAACAAAAGGAAAUCACGUGCCUAAAAUCCAUAAAAUCAAGUGUAAAAUGACAAUCAAAAAUGUGUCAGCCGCCACCAUGUUCGACGUCCUUCACGACGCCCAGUACCGUAAGAAGUGGGACCCCACCGUGAGCGAGAGCUUUGACAUUGCCCGGCUGUCUGCUAACGCUGAUGUGGGCUACUACUCAUGGAUUUGUCCAAAGCCAAUAAAGAACAGAGAUGUGGUGACGCUGCGUUCGUGGCAGGUGACGGAUGAUGAGUACAUUAUCGUGAAUUUCUCAGUCAAACACCCGAAAUACCCUCCUCGCAGUGACCUUGUGAGGGCCAUUUCCAUCCUCACUGGAUAUUUCAUCAAGCCCACAGGACCAAAUAGCUGCACUUUCAUAUACCUUUCACAAGCUGACCCCAAAGGUUCUCUUCCCAAGUGGGUGGUAAACAAAGCAUCUCAGGUUCUCGCUCCCCGGGUGAUGAGGUGUGUGCACAAGGCGGGACAGAACUACCCAGAGUGGAAACAGCAGAACUCUCCUGACCAGAAGCCCUGGUUGUACCCGGAGCAGAACACCCUUCCCAUGAUGGACCCGGCCGAACUGUCGAUACAGAGAGCGGACUCGCUGGAAAACGUGGACGAGAGUUCCACAGUGGAGGUUCAGGACUGCUACGACAGUUCAUAAAUCACAAAGCGACGGCGGGAAGGGGUGACAAAGGAGGUAGAGGGGUGGGGGGGCUGUAGAUACAAUGACUUGAGACCUCCAACUCUGUGAUAUUGCCCUGACCCUCCUGGUUUCCAAAUCAGUGUGCCUUUUGGGAUGAGCAAGAGUAUGAAGUGUUUACAGUUGUCUUACCAGAUGGAAAUGAGCACAGAUCAAGUUGCCAUUCACCUCAGUGUAUGUUGAAGUAAGCUAAGCUAAUCUCUCCAGUGUUCACCAUGGUGUAACUUCUUUACAGUGGUUCUCUACAGGGUUAGAGGUGUUGGGGUUUGAAUGUGGAUUAGCUACAGCACCACAUUUACAAUGGCUCCUGUGUCAGGCCUUGAUAAGUUGCAGCUAUAUAACAUACACAUGAACAGUUUUUUUUAAAUAAGAGGAAAUUAAGUAUCAUCGUCCACUAGUGGACUGAAUGGAGAUAAGAUCAGGUGGUCAUCAGUGGUGGAAUUAGAGUGAAGUGAAAUUUCUGAUGCCAGUUACCCCUUGAAACGUGGUAUAAACUAUUGAAGCUUAACCUUUUUUGUUGAUCAGGUCAAAAAUGUUUGGAUCCUGAACUGAACACACUUAAUAUAGUCACUAUUAUUUUGUUAAAUCACAUUACUAGGGUUGGACAGGUUUCAUGUUAAUAAGAUAACAUGAAACAUAUCACGGUGAAAGGUUCUGGGUUUGUGCAGCAGCUCUCGGUAUUGACCUCAAAUCUGUUUUUCAGAAAUAUAAUUUUUUUUAGCUUAAUCCAAAACAAAAAAAAAAUUCACUUCACUUUUACUACGUUUGCUACUGAUUUUCUUUUUAAAUGUGAAUUUUAUUUAGUCAGGAUUAGUGAGUAACUGUGCUGUAUUUCUGUCUUUUAUAUGUAAUACAGGAAGACUAUUUGAAGGUUCACUGUAUUUAUUGAGCUGUGCAAUCAAAGUGUAUGCAUUGUAAUUCUUAUAGAAGUUAUACAGACUGUAGACUUGCAAUGGCACUGGAGGAAAAUUAGGUUGUGUAAAACGUAAAAUGUACAUAGCAAAUUUGCAUUUUGUCAGUUGAAUAUCACUUUACCUGAAGGAUUGCAAAGAUCAUAAAGGAUAUCUUUUAUUUUUAUUUUAUUUAUUGAAGUUAUUGUAACCUCAGAUGAAGUCAUGUUGGAGAAACGAUGUUGGAAUGAAGCCCUGCAGGCUGAGAUCAUCAGGCUUUUCUUAUGAUGUUUGAUGUACAAUGUUAUAUAGUCUUGACUUUUUACAAAAUAGUAAAAUUCACAAGGUUAACAUGCUUUGGUAA
Molecule: messenger RNA, 2268 nt
Organism: Lates calcarifer (barramundi perch)
Lineage: Eukaryota; Metazoa; Chordata; Actinopteri; Centropomidae
Gene: stard14
Product: START domain containing 14
Exons: 6
Coding region: 175-975 (266 amino acids)
Molecular function (GO): lipid binding
Source: RefSeq, a predicted model, not a curated record